Molecule: messenger RNA, 4388 nt
Organism: Candoia aspera
Lineage: Eukaryota; Metazoa; Chordata; Lepidosauria; Squamata; Candoiidae
Gene: LRP3
Product: LDL receptor related protein 3
Exons: 7
Coding region: 157-2640 (827 amino acids)
Cellular component (GO): plasma membrane
Molecular function (GO): protein binding
Source: RefSeq, a predicted model, not a curated record
CGAGCGACGGCCAUGGCUACUGGACGGGAUGCUCCCCGGCUGCCGACGCCGCCGUGACCCCCGCCCGCCCCAGCCGCAGCCCGGCGGCGGCGGCGCUGCGAGCGGACCGGCGGCGAAGCGCUGCGCGGCUGCCUCCCGGGCGGAGCGGGGCCCGCCAUGGACGCGGCGUCCGCAGAGCCGCGGCCCCCGGGCUCGCUGGGACCGCUGGCGGCGCUCUGCUUGGUGAACCUCUUCCUGACUGGGAAAACUGAGAGCGUGGUCCCUUCCUUAGCCGCUUGUAGUGGAAAACCAGAACAGCACACCGAGCGGCGAGGGGUCAUCUACAGUCCUUCCUGGCCACUCAACUAUCUCCCGGCCAUCAACUGCAGCUGGUAUAUCCAAGGGGAUCGUGGAGAUGUCAUAACCAUUAGUUUUAAGAACUUUGAUGUGGAGGACUCUCCCAAAUGUUCAGUAGACUGGCUGAUGAUGGGUCCCUCUUCCAAGCGGGAGGAGUACAAAGUCUGCGGAUCUUUCAUACCUCCUUCGUUCAUCUCUGCCAGGGAUCACAUCUGGAUCUUUUUUCACUCAGAUCCAUCAAGUUCAGGGCAGGCUCAGGGAUUUCGCCUUUCUUACAUUCGAGGAAAGAUUGGCCAAGCCAGUUGCCAGCCGGAUGAAUUCCACUGUCUCAAUGGCAAGUGUGUUCCUGCCACUUGGAAAUGCAAUUCCAUGGAUGAAUGUGGGGAUAAUUCUGAUGAGAAAAACUGCAGCGUCCCCCCAACGGAGCCCCAGUCCAGCAUCUGUCCUUCCGGGACAUUCCAGUGCAACGCUGCCCAUUCCACCAAGUGCUUGCUGAACGAGCUGAAGUGCAACACCGUUAAGGACUGCAGUGACGGCUCUGAUGAGGAAAACUGCCCGGAUCUGUCCUGCGGCAAAAAGCUGAGCAAUUUCUAUGGGUCUUUUGCUUCUCCAGACUUGUUCCGCUUGGACCGGAGUCGGGCCGACCUCUGUUGCACGUGGCAGGUGGACACCCAAGAUAACCGCCACGUUCUUCUGCAGCUCAGUUUGCAGCUGGGCUACAAGGAUUACGUGAAGGUGUAUGAUGGCUUGGAGGAGAAGGCGGAGAAGCUCAUAGAGACUCUCUCGUAUCGGAAUAACAAGCACUCGGUCAGCCUGGAGUCCUCCAAGGGGCAGAUGACCAUCCUGUAUUACGCCUGGUCGAAAAGCAUCGGCCAUGGCUUCAACGCAACGUAUCAAGUGAAAGGGUAUUGCCUCCCUUGGGAGCGUCCUUGUGGCGACGACGAGGAGUGCUACUCCGAUAAGCAGCACUGUGAUGGGUGGUGGCAUUGCGCCAACGGCAAGGAUGAGGAGAACUGUCCUGCCUGUCAGAAGAAUGAAUAUCCCUGCGAGGGGAACAGUGGGUUAUGCUACUCGUUGCUCGACCGGUGCAACAACCAGAAGAACUGUCCCAACGGGUCUGAUGAGAAGAACUGCUUUGUAUGCCAGCCGGGCAACUUCCAUUGUGGCACCAACCUCUGCAUUUUUGAGACCUGGCGUUGUGAUGGCCAGGAGGAUUGCCAGGAUGGCAGUGAUGAACACAACUGCUUGGUGAUCGUGCCCCGGAAGGUCAUCACGGCUGCGCUCAUCGGCAGCCUGGUCUGCGGGUUGUUGUUGGUGAUCGCCUUGGGAUGUGCCUUUAAGCUCUACUCGCUGAGAAGCAGGGAAUACAGGGCAUUUGAAACCCAGAUGACCCGCCUGGAGGCAGAGUUUGUAAGGCGUGAAGCUCCUCCUUCUUAUGGGCAACUGAUCGCACAAGGACUCAUUCCACCUGUGGAAGAUUUCCCUGUUUAUAAUGCAUCACAAGCUUCCGUGUUGCAGAACAUCCGAACAGCCAUGAGGAGGCAAAUGAGGAGGCAUUCUUCAAGGCGCAACUCCUCUCGCCGACGUUUGGGCAGGCUCUGGAACAGAUUCUUUCACAGGCCACGAGGAAGAGGUCAGGUUCCGCUCCUGCACCCCACACGCACCUCCCAGACGGUCCUGGGGGACGGGAUCCUCAACUGCACAGACGGGGUGCCUGCCCAGAGUCUCCCAGCUUCUCCCGAAGGGACUCGCAGCCCACACAGUGGGGUUUCCGAGUCUGGAAACAGCCCCUCAGCCUCAGAGGCAGAAGUGCCAGAAGGCCCGUCUGCAGAGGGUUUGUCAAUCCCUUGCCCGGCUGCCCCUCCACUGGACACUGAGAGCGAGCGCAGCCGCAAGGCCGAAGACGCCUCUGAUGGCAGAGCUGCACAGCCCAGCAAGGCAGAUUCAGGAAGAACUUUUAGGGACCCUUUGCUGGAAAGGGUGACAGAAGUUCACCAAUGGGGCAGGAUGGCGUGUAGCAGGACAGCUGGAGAGGGCAGGCUUUCCCAGCGGAAUCACCUGCUGAGCGAAGAGCUGCGUCAUCGACUUCCCUUGAAAAACUGGGAGUCUGGGUACUCCGAAAGCCCUGGAAACGUCCCCCUUCGGGGGGAAAGCCAACCCAGCGGUGACCCGCAUUCAUGUCACGAGGAACCUUUCAGCAUUCACCCCACUUGUUGCCAUUCCAUGGAAGUGCCAAUAGCAGCCUCCCCUCUUCCCCUCCCCGAAAUCAGUCCCAGUGACGAUGAGUCUUUGCUGGUGUGCUAAAGGGUCAUCUUCACAGGCAGAAGCUCACAAUGACCUCACGGGCACCACAACAUCACUGGGCAAAUGGUGCAGGUCCCAUAAUCAGCAUCAUCUGCGCACUGACCCCAUGGUGCAUGUCACGUCGCUUGCUCCACCAUGUGCAUGCCAUGGCAGCACACCCCACCCUUUGCCCACACACCCACCUAUCCCUUGCCUCUUUCUUUACAGCAUGUUGAUCUUUGCCAGAGUAGCUGGUAGACAGCCAGGAAGAAAGUGUGUCCAUGGCCACUUUCUCUUUUCUCCUCUUUCAGUUAUAUAAUGUGCUGUAGUAGGUAGAAGACACAAUGGUUGGCUGGCUCUAGAGAGUAGGAAGAUGACCUUGACAGAGGUAGACUAGAUCUUUUACCGAAGCAACAACAGGAGAAAUAUGGCUUAAAUCCAAAACAAGCAGAAAGUUUGCAGGAACGGCUCAGACACCUCCCUAAUUCCCAUGGGUAUAAGAAAGGGAGGAGUUACAGCACAAUCAGACCUGCAGGAUUCCAUUAUUAUAGCCAAUCUCAAUAAAAGUAGUUUUAGCCUUCCCGUGGAGUUGAUUCCUGGUUUGGCCUACCUGAUGGGGCUGACACUGGCUGGCUGGCUUCACAUGUUGUGCAAAAACUGUAAGAUCAUUGCUUUGGUUUUGAUGUAGCAUCUUGUGUGAAUCUAGCCAGUUGUGGUUUAUUCAAUAGACCAUGACUAACCCAUGGUGGAAGGUCAGCUAUCGGGAUUAGAGCUGGAAACUUGACAACCCCACCAGGUCCCACUUGGUCAUUUUGCUGUGCAUUUGUGGCUAAGGAGUGGGUAUGCUCAAAGUUUGUCCUUUGGCACCUUGGUUGCUUGUGUGUAGGGCUGGGUGUGAUACACUCGAAUAGGUAAGUGUAUCCAUGGGUAAAGAGAAGUCACCCAUGGCCCACAUUGACAUGUUUUCUUGCUGUCAGGAAAGAAGUCACUCAAUCGUUAAGUCUGCCUUCUUUCUAGAACAUAAGAACAUAAGCAGGGCUCUGCUGGAUCAGACCCUUGGCCCAUCUAGUCCAGCAGAAUGUUGUCAUGGUGGCCAGCCAACUGCCCAGGGAAGCCCAUUAGUCUCUCAGCAGAUGGCCUUCAGAGGUAGUCCCACUGCCAUCAAGGCUAAAGCUCUUGAUCCCCAUCACUUCCAUGAAUUGGUCCAACCUUUUCUGAAGCCACCACAUCUUCCGACACUUACUGCAAUUCUUCCACGGUUUUCAUUAUUAUCAGGGGGACUCUCUUGUCCCUUGACUUCCCAAUCUGCACAUGUUCUCCAGGGGAGGAAGUAGUGCAGAGUGAUUUCCUCCAUGGGUUCACAGAAGUAACCCCAACCCAGCCUAGUCCAUCUGUCUUUGAUCCCUGGAAAUGUGGGCACAAGUCAGGGAGGAAAGCCACCACUAUGGAUUAACCCUUCUCCAUUCUCUUUUUUCGUAUCUGUCUGUAAACUUUGUUCCCUCUGCUCUAGAAAUGACAAAGGAGUUUUUCUGCUUCCCAUUCAGAAGCUAUAGGAGACAUGGCUGGCUGACAGAGCUAGCACUGAGCUCAGGUGGUUAUUACUCUGCCUGAUUCAGUGAAAAACAAUCCAAUUAUUGACAGUUUAGAAUAUUGGUUUAAAUUAAAACUAUGUUUACCUUGUCCUGGGUAAAAUGUUGGAUGGGAAAACCAAGCCCUUGGAGUUGCACUUCUUUUAUUUCUUAAAAAAAAAAAAUAAAGCUACACCCACU